UAACGACGCCAUUGUUGUUUACAACGUCAAAGCCUAAAGGACGUAAUUUAUUGUGAAAUGUCAUAUGAAUGUGUUUUUUAAUAAUUUUGUGUGUGCGUAAGCGUGUGUAUCAAUAAGCCAAUUUUAUUAAUAUUUUAUAAAAUGAGUUCAUCAACCGAGGACACUACAACUGCGGCGCCAAAAGAAAUGACAUUUGCAGAGAAGCAAGCUGAGAGAAUGAAAAGAUUGCGUUCACUGCACACGGCCAGGAACGAGGCCAGAACCCACAACCACCAAGAAGUAGUUGCAGAAGAGGCUAGGAAUAAGCUGCCUCCGAAUUACGAAGCCAAGCGACGGCAGGCUGAGUGGCUUGUCGAUGAUCAGAAAAAACGCGAAGAAGCUGAGAAAGAAGGGAAAAGCUAUGACAGAGUCAAACUUCUGAACAUAUCAGCAGCAGAGGCGGAGAGAUUAGAUCGUAAGAAGAAAAAAAAGAACCCCGAUCAAGGCUUUUCGACAUACGAGCAAGCAACAAUCCGCCAGUACAAUAGACUUAUUAAGAACAUGCCAGCUGUGGACAUGGAAAAAUAUGAAAAGCAGAAGGAACAAUAUGGCGACGCGUUUUAUGGCGGACCCAAUGUGAUAAUACAUGGCAUGCACAAGGACAAGAAAGAGGCAGUGGACAAAAUGGUGGAUGACUUGGAAGGCCAGAUUGCGAAAAGAGCUAAAUACUCAAGAAGGAGGACCCAUAAUGAUGAUGCAGACAUUGAUUAUAUUAACGAAAGAAAUGCCAAGUUCAACAAGAAGUUGGAGAGGUUUUAUGGGGAGCAUACAGCAGAGAUCAAACAGAAUCUGGAACGUGGUACUGCUAUAUAAAAUAGUAGAUCUGUCGUGCCAAUGUAAAUUACUAAUAUUAAAAUAAGUGAUAUUAAAUAAGUUUCCUACUCAA
This is a messenger RNA of Manduca sexta (tobacco hornworm), 925 nucleotides long. RefSeq names its product pre-mRNA-splicing factor Syf2. NCBI's taxonomy places the organism in Eukaryota, Metazoa, Arthropoda, Insecta, Lepidoptera, Sphingidae. Bases 142 to 852 code for a protein of 236 amino acids. The record is from RefSeq and is a predicted model, not a curated record. Gene Ontology annotation, cellular component: catalytic step 2 spliceosome; post-mRNA release spliceosomal complex; Prp19 complex. The transcript has a single exon.